AUGGGUGUCUUCGGGAAAAAGAAGGAGACGGAGCUUGCUGUUGGUUCAGCACUCGCAGCUGUCCUUCCAGCGAACCCAAAACCAUGGUACCGAACAUCGCACUUGCUUAAACUGAAUCUCUGCCUACUUGUUCCCCUGUUUUCUUCCGCUUCAGUUGGCUAUGAUGGCUCGAUGAUGAACGGCCUCCAAACCCUUCCUCAAUGGCGUGGGUUCUUUGGAAACCCCGAGGGCGCGGUCCUUGGUCUCAUGAAUGCGGUCUACCCGCUCGGCAAAGUCGUUGCUCUGUUCUUUGUCACCUAUAUCUCUGAUCGCUGGGGCCGCAAGCUGCCUCUCGGCAUUGGAUUGGUAGCUUGUAUCGGAUUUGCUAUCCUCCAGGGAUUAUCUCCCUCUUUGGCAAGCUUUGUUACCGCAAGAGCUCUCCUCGGCUUUUUCACCACCUUCAUCAGCCAGCCAAGCCCCAUCAUCAUCACAGAGUUGGCCUACCCGCCCCAGCGAGGCAAGGUCACGGCACUUUACAACACUUUCUUCUACUUCGGAUCUAUUUUUGCUGCGUGGUGCACAUACGGAACCUUCAAGAAUCCUACAGCGUGGAGCUGGAGAAUUCCAUCUCUGUUGCAAGGCGCCAUUCCGGUUAUUCAGCUGCUCGGCCUCUUCUUCCUUCCAGAGUCCCCUCGCUGGCUCAUGAGCCGUGGCCGCAAAGACGAAGCCCGGAAGGUCUUUGCAGACUACCAUGCGGGCGGAGAUUUAAACAACCCUCUCGUCGAAUUCGAAAUGCGCGAAGUCGAGCAAACCCUCAACGCCGAAGCUGAAGCCAUGUCGCAAUCCUCCUGGAUGGAGCUUGUCCGAACCCCUGCGAACCGCAAGAGAACCCUCCUUGCAGUGAUCGUCGGCUUCUUUAGUCAAUGGAACGGUGUGGCUGUGGUUUCUUACUACUUGACGCUUGUCCUCAACACGAUCGGCAUAACGGAGGUUAAGGAUCAGACUCUCAUCAACGGUCUGCUGCAAAUUUUCAACUGGAUCAUUUCGACUUUCCUCGGAGCCCUCAUGGUGGAUCGUCUCGGACGCCGCCCAUUGUUCCUCAUUUCCACAGGAGGCAUGCUUGCCAGCUAUAUCAUUUGGACCGGCCUGACGUCCUACUUCGUGACGAGCAAAAACGAGGCGACUGGAAGAGCUGUUGUGGGAUUCAUCUUCAUCUUCUACUUCUUCUACGAUAUUGCGUGGACGCCACUCUUGCAAGCAUACCCGGUCGAAAUCUUCCCCUAUACUCUACGUGGUCGUGGUCUCUCGGUUACGUACAUCACCGCGUUUACUGGUCUCAUCAUUGGCAACCAGGUCAACCCAAUCGCGAUGAAGUCGAUAGCUUGGAAGUACUACAUCGUGUUUUGCUGUAUUCUCGGGCUGUUGCUGGGCCUUAUUUGGUUCUUGUUCCCCGAGACCAAGGGCCACACGCUCGAGGAAAUCAGAGAGGUCUUCGAGGGCAAGCCUGAGGGCAAGGAGAAGGAUAUCGAGGGAGCGGAUGUCGAUGAGGUGACGAAGGAGGGAAGACAAAGCGAGGAAAUCACAAUGGCUGACUACGUAAACGACAAGGCUCCGAGAGACGAGCGCAAGGGUCAUGAGAACAAUGACAAGGGCAAUCGCAGAGAGGAGAGCGCCCUGGACGAUGGCCAGGACAAGAAUCCUGGAGACGACGAAAAGCAUGUCACUGCAGAGGAGAUGAAUGCCCAGAUUUCCAAAGCUAUCAACAGAUUCCCUUUCAACGGCGCGCCUCGAACACGCCAUGCUCUCUUCCUCCUCCAGACGCUCAACAGGAAUGACUCCAGGGGCAGGUAUAUUAAGCUGUAUUCACAGCAGCGGAUACUGCAGCACCUCGUCAACUAUGAAGUCCCAAGUCGCGAGAAAAUGAUGGUCGGUUGUGACCGUCACGAGAACUAUCUCUGGUACGCGGCAAUCUUGCUUCACGUCAAGGACAUCGACAGUGGCAACCAAGAGCCUCAAAACCUUACUCCGCAAUGGAAGAACAGCAGUCAUGUCUUGCCGAUGGUACUUCGUCUUCGCGACAUCCUGAGCGGUUCCAACAGUCCUCACCCAACGAGGUUCCCCAAAGCUGCAGAAUCUGGCAACAAGACUGACGAGGCCGGAAAGCUCAAAGCAGCCAAAAGAGCACGCGAGAAGGACGACCAAACCAAGCCGCCCGCCAAGAAGGCACGUUGCUCGGAAGCACAAGCUAGAGACAUGACGGCGAAGGAUGAAGAGGAGGACGAGAGACUCGAGCUCGAGGCUGCUCGGCGGGAGUCUGGCAUGAGUGCCAUCGCCCGCCCAGCCCUGCCCCCACUGUACGCAGGCCCCAGGAACUCUGUCGGAAACAACGCUCAGCCUCAGACCACCGGCCUCAUUCAGCCGCCGCGCUACGUGAACCCUCAGGUCCUUCAACUCAACGGUCUUCGGCCUGCCAACGUCCUCCGCCAGUCCAACAACGGCCCUCGGUCUAUGCAACACGACCUUGGAAUCUACGAUAAUGCCCAAGAACUCUCUGCCCACGAUCCGUUCUUUGGCUUCACACCGGCUUCCCUCAACCAAGCUGGCGCCAUCCAAGAGUUCGACGGCUCUCUGUACGGCUUCUACCAACAGCCUCAUGCCCAGCACAGUUACGUCGCCACUGCCUCGGAUGCUGCUCGUUUGACGAGAUCUGGCGCCCUGCACUACGGACCCGAGAUCGUUGCAAGCUCUCAGUCAGGUUCUGAGCCUGUCCGGUACUUAGGCGAUCUACGACCAAGCCAUGCCGGCGUUUCUGCAAGCAUCCCUUUCCACGACCAUGAUCAGACUGCGAUGGACUUCACCGACGGCUCCUCGCAGCAAGUAGGAGAAGAUACACCUUCCCUUCCCAACCCAGUCAACGGAGAGGACCCUACGAUCACCUUCUCCUACUCUCCCGGCACCGAAAAGAUCUUUGAUGAUUUCUUCGACUACCCAAAGUACAGAGAUGACCAUGCUGGCCGCUAA
Messenger RNA from Colletotrichum gloeosporioides, 3000 nucleotides. Its product is annotated as High-affinity glucose transporter. Lineage: Eukaryota; Fungi; Ascomycota; Sordariomycetes; Glomerellales; Glomerellaceae. Gene Ontology annotation, biological process: carbohydrate transport; transmembrane transport. Gene Ontology annotation, cellular component: membrane. Bases 1 to 3000 code for a protein of 999 amino acids. The transcript has 8 exons. The record is from RefSeq and is a predicted model, not a curated record. Gene Ontology annotation, molecular function: carbohydrate:proton symporter activity.